Culex quinquefasciatus (southern house mosquito) is the source of this 3350-nucleotide messenger RNA. RefSeq lists its product as uncharacterized. Bases 884 to 2053 code for a protein of 389 amino acids. The transcript has 3 exons. The record is from RefSeq and is a predicted model, not a curated record. NCBI's taxonomy places the organism in Eukaryota, Metazoa, Arthropoda, Insecta, Diptera, Culicidae.
UCUAUCGAACAGAGUGGUCGUACUCUUUUUGAGGUCCUCCUUUUGGUUGAGAUUCCCGUGUGUGGUUUGUGCGAACAGAUCGACCUGGACGAACCUCCGGCGAAAACGGUACAUAUUACGUUAAUUUUUCGAAAGCAAUUUUUGGUGGUGAAAAAAUUUAAAUGAUUGUUAAGUUCUACAAAUAGGCGCUUGGGAGAGUGUGCAUAUGUGGUCUGGCCUCCAGUUCUGUGAGAUCUAUUCGGGAUUGUUUGAUUGAGUAAAAAAGGAAAUAAUUGCAGCUGAUUGCAAAUGUAAAGAAACAAACAGAGUAAAAGCAAGAGUUGAAAGUUUUUUUUUGUUUCCGAAACAGGUAGAUCGAUUGGUUGGAGUUCAAACAUUCUCGAUCUCUAUUGUUUUACUGUUUGUGUGUUUUGAUCGGUCAGAAAACAUCCAGUAUCCGCGUGCAUUUUUCCGGUUGGAGCUAUGUAUGGUACGCGUAGUGAUCGCUUUUCUUGUUAUUGGUUAUUGAGUGGUUGAAUUUUUUGUAUGAUAAUAAACCUAAAGUGAUCGCGAUAAGUGUUGAGUUUCGGAGAAGAUACAGUUUUCUGCGUUAAUUUUGAAAGUUAUCGGGCUAAAUCUGCUCACCAAGUGUUUGACUACGUCCAUCAACAUCGCCUGAAUAAGCAACGGUUGAAGAACAAGAAUUGACCCCUACCCAAAGGAGUCGGUACGAGAUUGAAACGUCGAUAAAUACGUCGCAUCGCAUCUGGAGGAUUCUACGCGAUUACUUAACAUCUUCGAUAAGUAAACAGCGCACGCCAUACAGGACUUUAUAUUUUGCACCCCAUGAAAUAAAUAUUUGAAGAAGUUUUCCGCGGACAUUGAACCAGUUUUGCAAAUCAACAUGAUGAGCCGAAUUGUCAUCGUUUGCCUCCUGGUCCACCUGCUGCAAAAUUCGUUUGCUGCACCGUUGGAGCGCUCGCACCUGUUGUCAUCGAUCCAGGACAUUCAAAGAAAAUAUGCCUCGCUAGAAAACGAAUUUAUGCCAUCCAACGAGAGGAGUGAUACCGAGAUGGAAGCGAUGAACGAUAGUAAGCCGGAAGUUGAUGUGGAUAACGUCGAAAAUGUGGAACCGAUGGCAGAGGGGACGGAAAAUAAACCAGUACAAGAAUCCGUUCGACAGGCAAAGGUGUUACAGUCGAAAUCAUCAGAGGACGUCGGCGCCCAAGGCGCAAAGCGUAAAAACAAGAUGUUUGGAUUUUACGGAUACUACCCGCAGCCAACCUACCCCCAGCCGAUGGCUUACCCGUCCUACUAUCCGUUGGAAUAUUACGACGACUACGUUCCACUGGAAAGUUAUCCGAACGUAAACCCACUGAUGAACUUGCAAAAUAUGGCUGCAUUCCAAAAUAUGGCGGCAUACCAGAAUUUUAACAACAUUCCAAACGGUCCGGUUGCUGGUAUUCCGAAUUUGAACAACUUUGACAAUAAUCAGGCUUCACAGGACUACCAGAAUUUGGCUGGAUUUUCGAUGAACGACAACGGUCAAAACAUGGAUGACGAAGAAAUCCUUUCCCGUACCAAUCAAGGAGCACGUCGCCGACCAAACCAUAAGAAUUCUCCAAUCUAUUACAUCCGUUUGCCACCUACUCCAUACAUGUUCGUCCCUGGAAUCGGAUACAUUUCCCAGCCACCAACCAUUCAGCCAAUGAGUCCAGCCGUUCCACAGUAUCCACAACUAGCCCCACCAGUUACCAUGAGUCCGUUCUACAACCUGCCCAUCAACUUUAUUUCCAAUGGCAAACCAUCCGGCAUUUACCAAUGGAGUGGAGCCCCAACACCUGCCCCAAUUCCGCAGCCUACAUACGCCUUGCCAUACCCUGCGGCAAGACCACCACCACAACGCCCCAUCUUCCGGCCCAACCCGUUCGUGCAGGACUCCAAAAUCACUCAUCUUAAAGGUCCAUUCAUCUUCAACGGCAGACCAGAAGAGAUUUUCUUAUUGCAGAACUCGAUCAAUCCAUUCUUCCAGGCACCAAUCAACCCAAUAAGUCCUAUUGGUGGUUAUUACUAAACAAUCAUCCUUAAUGAUAGAUUGUGAUAUGAAGAAAACAUGACAAUAUUUUAUUUACAAAAGCAGGGCCUUAUGAUUCUUUAUCAUGCAUGCACUCACUAUUCAAAUGGUGAAAAUUUUCAGACAAAUAUCGUUCAAUAUUAUUUUUGUAGCACUCACUCAAGCACUAUAGACAUGAUUUUCAUCCUUCAUCGUAUUGUAAAUAUAAAAAAAAUGCGAACAAAAUCUCGAAUGGAACCAUCCACGCUGGUAUGAUUGAUAAACCUAACACGUGCUCAGCCGAACUUAAAAACUGCUCGAAAAAACGAGCUUCCAUCCGUGUCACCGAAAAGUAUGCUAUUCCAACUUUCAUGCAAGUUUUGAUUCAUCAUAGCCUCGAUAGCCACCUGAAUGGAAUGAAUGAAAUACCAGCUAUGCAUGAAACUGUUCAUAACAGUGCCCUGCUUCAAAGUGCCUCAUAUUAAUUGUAAAUCUAUUAUAUAAAUAUUUUUUCUAUGCUUUUGCUCUUCGUAACUUUUAUUUUUGUUCAACAAAAAUUGCAAUCGCAUUAUUUCAGUUGCUAUUCGCCCAAAACACACUUGUGUUCAAAAUGAGUGUAUUUUGAGAGUCGGUCGACUGCUCGAAACAAACUUGUAUGCAAUUUAAACCUUGAUGUUAAGAUACAUUUCAUGCCUGCAACUUGAAGGAAUGUUUCUCGCUCACUUGAAUCGUUGCGCAACACACUCAAGCUUGGUCGCAGAGAAACGUUUCUUUGACUUGUGGCUCUCGGUAGAUUUAACUUAUGAAUGAAAUUGAUUCAACCUAAAUAACUAGUGCACAUGAAAUCUACAUAACGAUGUUCUUUACUGUAGGUCUAUGCUUUUUUUAUAUUUAAACAGCAAUACACAAUACUUAUUAUAAAUCGAGCUCAAUUUAUAGUACUAGCUAUGUAAGUCAAGCUUAAAGAUACAAAUUAAUCAUUCGAGUAUUUAUUCAAAAUAAUAUUCGAUAGGCAUUACAAAGUAUUAGCGGUUGAGCUGUACGAAAUCGUCAGACAAAACAUUAUGAAUUGUUUAUAGAGUUAUAGUUAGCCUUUCACAGUUACAACGUAAUGUAAUGUUUCGGAAUAGUUCAAAAUUGUUGUGGUUGUCCUACGUGUAAACAUAGUCUUAGUCUUUCGAAACAUUGUGUAUUUGAAUUCAUUCUAAAAUCUUAACUCCGAUAACAAAUGACGAAACACAAAGUGGUAGUAUUAUAAUGUUUAGGAGAUAACGAAUUGUACUGAUUACGUGUAGAAAAUAAAAAAAAUAGUCUUGGA